Messenger RNA from Orycteropus afer afer, 1152 nucleotides. RefSeq names its product relaxin family peptide/INSL5 receptor 4 (gene RXFP4). The record is from RefSeq and is a predicted model, not a curated record. The coding region runs from base 1 to 1152 and encodes 383 amino acids. Gene Ontology annotation, cellular component: membrane. Gene Ontology annotation, molecular function: G protein-coupled receptor activity. Lineage: Eukaryota; Metazoa; Chordata; Mammalia; Tubulidentata; Orycteropodidae. Gene Ontology annotation, biological process: immune response; G protein-coupled receptor signaling pathway. The transcript has a single exon.
AUGCCCACAUCCAAUGCCUCUGUCCCCCUGCCCACGUCCCUCUGGGUCAACACCUCUGGAGGCAGUGUGCUGAGUGCUGAUGAUGCUGCAGUGCCUGUUGAUUCUCUAGCCCUGAGGGUCGUGGUUGCCCUGGCCUAUGGACUUGUGGGGGCCAUUGGCUUGCUGGGAAAUUUGGCUGUGCUGUGGGUGCUGGGUGACUGUGCUCGGCAGGCUCCUCGUCCACCUUCCGACACCUUCAUCUUCAACCUGGCUCUGGCGGACCUGGGGCUGGCGCUCACUCUCCCCUUCUGGGCAGCUGAGUCAGCACUGGACUUCCACUGGCCCUUCGGAGGUGCUCUCUGCAAGGUAGUCCUGACAGCCACUGUCCUCAACGUCUACGCCAGCAUAUUCCUCAUCACAGUGCUAAGCGUGGCCCGCUACUGGGUGGUGGCCAUGGCUACGGGUCCAGGCACCCACCUCUCACUCUUCUGCGUUCGCACGGCCACCCUGGCAGUGUGGGUGGUGGCUGCUCUGGCGACAGUGCCCACGGCAGUCUUUGGGGCCGAAGGUGAAGUGUGGGGUGUGCGCCUGUGUCUGCUCCGCUUCCCCAGCAGGUACUGGCUGGGGAUCUACCAUCUGCAGAGGGUGGUGCUGGCCUUCGUGGUGCCUUUGGGCAUCAUCACCACCCGCUACCUCCUCCUGCUGGCCUUCUUGCGGCAGCAACAGCAGCGACGACAGCGGCCAUGGAGGGACAGUGGAGUUGUGGCCCGUUCUGUCCAUAUUCUGGUGGCCACCUUCUUCCUAUGCUGGUUUCCUAACCAUGUGGUCACCCUCUGGGGUGUCUUGGUAAAGUUUGACCUGGUGCCUGGGGACAGCACCUUCUACACCCUCCACACCUAUGUCUUUCCUGUCACCACCUGCCUGGCUCACAGCAACAGCUGCCUCAACCCCGUGCUGUACUGUCUCCUAAGGCGGGAGCCCCGGAGGGCCCUGGUAGACAUCUUCAGGAAUCUGCGAAUGAAGCUGUGGCCCCAGGGCCAGGGCUGGGUGGAACAGGUGGCCCUAAAGGAGGUAGGCAGGCGGUGGGUGGCAGGCACUCCCCAGGAGAGUGACUCUUCCACUAUGGUCACCAACUUGGACAAGGGGAUACCUGAGUUCAGGGGUCCAAGAUGA